UUGAACAACGCGCCUUAUCAAAGUAUCGGGCUUCUACUAAUCUUGAGUGGUUAUUAAUUUAUUUAAUCAAGACCAGUAUAUAUUUAACAGUUUUCAGUUUGGAUCAGCGGAUAUUGUUCUCUAGCCCCUCCUGUCACCAACGUGCGUCACACACCUCGUUGGAGGGAAGACGCCAUGUUGGAAUAAAUCCCAACACUGUGUUUGUAUAAUUUUCAGCUCUUGAAUUGUCAACGUGGAUUCGUAGCUACACUUGGACAAACGGCGAACUAAAUACGACACCAAACAUGUCUUCGGACGAUUUUCAGACGAAGUACUCGUCAGUCAUGGAGAGCAUGCUAAAGAGUGCUAUCGCGGAGACUACCAAACUUUUCGAAACUAUGGUCGACGACCUGAAGGCAGAAAUAUCCAAAAUCAAGACGGAGAAUGAGGACCUCAAAAGAAGAUGUAGCCAAUUUGAAAAUGCGAGGAGCAAAACAACUACUAUGAGAGAGAGUGAGUCUGUUCCGGGGCAAAGCAGAGGCUCUGACAAACGUGACACAGCUGUUCAAUGUGAUCUUGUUCCUUUCUGUACGAUGCUGGUGGAGCAGUGUGAACCAUUGACACCAUCAUCAAUGCAAAAUCAAGAGCAACUAUGUGCAAAUGUUACAACGCAAGACGUUUGGCAGGAGCACAACUACGAGAAUCGUGGAAAGAGAGAUUCUCUGAUUGCCCUUUUACCUAAGAAACAGCUGCAGCAGUUUGAUUUCAAGCAAAAGGAAGUUGAGCCCAUUGGAUCCUUCGGGCAAGUCUUCAGAAACGUUAAAGGUUCCCCAUUGGUCUCUGCUUGUGUAACUGAAAAUGGAGGGCGGUCCAUUAACAAGGAAUGUUCAACUGCAGAAAUAUCCCCUCAAAGAAAUGAAGAGACUGGAGUGGCCCUAGGAUUGCCCCAUUUACGAAUGGUUGGAAGUUUAGCAGUUGUCCACAAACAGUCAUCUGAACAAGAGCCUUCUCAACACAUCUCAUCCACACCAAAACCCACAGCACCCAACAAAGGAGAAGAAUUAAAAAAGGUUGUGGCAGAAGAAGAGGCUAGUAUCCAGCCUGACAUACCAGUACGACGAAGAAGAGGAAGGCCACCAAAGAAAGCAAAGCAUUUGAAACGGCCAGUGAAAAGAAUACUUCCACCAUCUUCUGAACAGAAGAAAGAAAUGAAAAAAAUAUUUAUGGAAGAUGGGACAAUUCAGGCUCCAUCCACUGCUGUUUCUUCUACCAUUAAAAUGCAAAACACUCGAACAACUAAGUCACCACAAGUACCAUCGGUUCAGUCAAGACAACGCCACACCUCUGUAACUCUUCAGGAUGCAAUGCUAUUAGUUGAAGCCAUGAAUCAGUCAACAGGGGAAAAGGAACUUGAUUCCCCACAAAUAAUGGCAGUCAAAACCUUGCAAACUGUGAGGGAGGUACCAGCUGAGUCAGGGACACAACCAGUUGAUCUUCAAACUACUACAACUGAUGAAGUUCUGGCCCACAAAAAGGUUGUCAUGCUGAAACAGCAUAUGGUCUCACUAUCCAACACUGCUAAAUCUUCAAUAGCCACUUCAGCUGCUGCAACACAAACUAUUGUGAAGUCCCUUAAACAGAGCCCUUCAAAUGACCCAAUAAAACCAUUAGCACACAGCAAACAGGAGAAUGCUGUACCUAAAAAAAUAUUUGUCAUGUCAGGAUCAUUAGCUUCAAUGACAUCUAGUAAAUUUGCAGCAAAGUCUCCAACCAAGCUUUCAACUGAUGUGUCAACAGUCCAUUCUGCCCAAAAUAAAAGUGAACAACCAAGCUCGACUCCAUUAGACAAACCUCUUGAAAAACCUUCAAUUUCCUCUGUUAAACAACAGAAAUCGCUUCCUGUCGACACUUCCCAGUCGACUCCUCCUCAGACUGACUUACAGUCUCUUUCACAUCCUAAAAUAACAAUUGUAAUUCCAAGACAGUUGUCAGCUGUGGCACUAAGGAAACAGAAAAUGGCUCUUGCAAAAAAGGGAAUUGCCACAGCUGAUGCCACAGGAGCUCAGCAUGUCUGGUGAAGUGCAAACCAUCCUGGAUAAAGUUGCCACGAUAUUGUCUACAAAGCAGACUAAUACUUCUGACAACCUGGAAUCUUCCAAACAAACGGACUCCUGUGCUGAUGCAAACAAAUGAACCUUCAGAAACCAGUUCCAGUUUAGAUAUGUCUUUGGGGCUACCAUUGCCUGUUGAACAAAAGGUCUCUGCUAUCGUCAGAUUGAACAGGCUUCCAUUUCCAAUGGCAAGGAAGAUGUAGUUUUACUCUCAAGGAUGCUAGA
Labrus bergylta (ballan wrasse) is the source of this 2315-nucleotide messenger RNA. RefSeq lists its product as uncharacterized. The record is from RefSeq and is a predicted model, not a curated record. NCBI's taxonomy places the organism in Eukaryota, Metazoa, Chordata, Actinopteri, Labriformes, Labridae.